AUAUAAGGCCGGGGUCAGAGGAAACGGGAAUUCAGACACCAGGAUGGCGAUGCGAGGGAAGCUGAUUGCUGUGCUUGGCGAUGAGGACACCUGCACCGGCUUCCUGCUCGGUGGCAUCGGCGAGCUGAACAAGAACCGACGGCCCAACUUCCUGGUGGUGGAGAAGGAGACAAGCGUGACCGAGAUCGAGGAGACUUUCAAGAGUUUCUUGAGUCGUGAUGACAUUGGGAUCAUCCUGAUCAAUCAGUACAUUGCAGAAAUGAUCCGUCAUGUCAUUGAUGCCCACACUCUCUCCAUUCCUGCUGUGCUGGAAAUCCCAUCCAAAGAACACCCUUAUGAUGCAUCCAAGGACUCCAUCCUGCGCCGUGCCAAAGGAAUGUUUAGCACUGAUGACUUCCGAUAGUUGGACUUGCCCAGUGCUGGUUCUGUGGCACAGAGCUACCUGCUCCUGCCAUCAUCCGGACCAUCCCUUUGUGUUGUCUUGUUGCAUGUUGUGCGGAGUGCUGAUUCCUCUGGGGGCUGCCAUCUAAUCCACCACACUCCACAGAAUAUCUUCUCCACACCUACUGGCAAUGGACUGUCCCAGCCCAGUGCUUGAUGUGUUUUCCCUUGAAACUUAUCCAGGAGAAUGGAAACACCACCCAUCGUAGGAUCUGAACUUCAGUACUGUGAUGUUUACUCUGUAUCUAAUGUGCUGGGAGUGUUUGAUGGGACAGUAUAGAGGGAGCUUUGCUCUGUAUCUAACUCUGCUAUACCUGCCUUGGUGCAGAUCUAUCCUGUGCUGAUCUUUGAUUUAUUCCUGUUAGAUUAUUGAUGUUUGGGGUUGCUUUCUGCCCAAGCUAUCGGAGUGAGGGGUUGGGGAGCUAUUUCAAAUAUUCACAUUAAAGUGGCAAGUUAUUGGAACUGUUCAUGCAGGAAGCUCUGAUAUCUGGACUGUGAGGAUGAUCAAGAAGUGAGUGCUGUCGAUUAUGUUACCUAUUUAAUGUGCAUACCACUAAAAAACAGAAUGGUUGAUUACUGAACUUUCACCGUGUGCUCAGGAAGCUCCUGGUUUGUGCUGGUUAACAGAUGCUGAAUGCAGUUCUUAUCCGGUCCUAUCAAGUUGUGCUCUUUGAAGAAUGUGUAUUUAUGUUGUUGCUUGUCCUUAAUCUGUACAUCAAUCAAUAAACACUGUAGGUUCUCUCA
Molecule: messenger RNA, 1185 nt
Organism: Carcharodon carcharias (great white shark)
Lineage: Eukaryota; Metazoa; Chordata; Chondrichthyes; Lamniformes; Lamnidae
Gene: atp6v1f
Product: ATPase H+ transporting V1 subunit F
Exons: 2
Coding region: 44-403 (119 amino acids)
Biological process (GO): proton transmembrane transport
Cellular component (GO): membrane; proton-transporting V-type ATPase, V1 domain
Molecular function (GO): proton-transporting ATPase activity, rotational mechanism
Source: RefSeq, a predicted model, not a curated record